UCUUCAUUUUUAUUUUUAGUUCAGUUAUACAAAUAAGAUGUUUUUCUCACUGUUCAGUGUUAUCAACAUUUGAAACUAUUUUUGUACAUUAUUAUCCUCUCUGAUUUCUAAUCCUAUGCAGCUUUGCAAGGACUAAUAGGGAAUGUAUAGAGCCCAUGCGAGUUAAACCCUUAAUAAAGAGCAAUUUGCAAGUACAAUUCUCUCAUUAUUUUUUUUAUCGAUACUUCUGCAUAUUCAGUGAAAUCUAAAGAUUAGAGUUUUAUGAAUAAUUCAGUGUUUAGGCUGAUGUCUGAUUCAUGCUCUUCGAAUCUGGGAGGUGGUUUUGGAGGGAAGAGGAGGAAGGAUUCAGUGUUUAUUUGCUGUCUGUGAGGCUGUGCUCCACAGGAGUGUGGUGAUGCCUGGCACUGUGGCUCUCCCGCCCAUGGAGGACCAGCCCUGGCACAAGGCCUGGCCCCAAGCCCCCAGGCUGUCCCCACACUGUGACACCUGGCUGCUGCUGCUGGGGCCAAGCAAGGGUUUGGGACCCUCCUGCCAGUUCAGCCAGGUGCCAGAGGCAUCACAGAGCUACCAGAGAGGUGAUAGAUGGAUCCAGGAUGAGGAACUGCACCCAAACCUUCUGGUGCCACCCCCAGCAGCUCACUGUCCCCUUCCUGGGGAAUUCAGAAAUGGACUGGAAAUGAAGCAAUAAACAGGCUGGUGCUGGUCAGGGGAGGAGGAGGGCACGUGGGGCUCCAGGCACUGGGUCUAUCUCCCAGCUCCCUGCUCCAGACCUGGCUCUUGCUGGCACCUCAGCCAGGAUCUGGCCCCUGGGCUCAAGAGGUGGGUGCAGGCCUUGACAAAGAUCUCCACGGGCAGUGCUUUUCAGGCGCAUUGCUGUGGUCUGCUGAGAUGGCCACGAGCCAGUCCUGCCACCAUUUAAUCCCACUUUACAACUUUCUCAUGUUUCCAACAGACAAUGCACACAAAAUCCCUGUGAGUCCUGUGUGAAGUGGGCAGUCCCCGCCGCGGGGACAUUUGCAGUGGGGACUGGGUGGGGAACAGUGGGGACAGUUUCUACACCAAAGAGCCAUUGGUGUUUUACCCAGGCUCUCCUCACAAGCACAGGUGCCUGCACGGAGGGGUCAUGGAAGUGCCGUGGCUGCCAUGUCCAGGGCUGGAGUGCUCUCCCCUGAACAUGGGAUUCAGUGGGUGGGGGCAAAUUGUUGUCAUGCUUGUGACACCUGGGGAUGCUGGGUGAGAGUUGCUCCUCCUGCCUCUGCUGCCUAACCAAGCAGCUCUUCAUUUUCCUCCUCUCACUUGUGAAAUCUUCUCCCCUCACCAUUUUCAGAGUCCCAUUUCCUAGUGAGGCCAUACUUGGCAAGGGAGAGAGCACAUCCCACCUUCACCCUGGCAAUGGUUCUGUGUGGGCCCCAUGCUCUGGGCUGGUUCCCUGUGCACCCCACAGCAAGUGUUGUCAGCAAGCUGCAAUCCCAGCACCCCAACACCCAACCUGCAGCAGGUAGACACCUUUUGUCUGCCUGUUCAGGGCACUCACCUGCAAAGCCCCAUCUCUCAUCCUUCUCUAAACCCUCUGCUUAGAUGUGCCCCUUCUCCCUGCAGCCCCUCACAAAGCUUUGGCAAAGACCCUUCAACUUCCAGACCCUGGCUUCCACCAGGGCUUCGACCACAGCAAUUAGCAGCUGCCAACCAGCACCUGCAGCCAGGCUGCUCAUCAGAUAAAUUGGAUGGAGGUGAGCUAGGUAUGGCAGUAGAGUUUGUGCUGCUGUGGGUGGAGGUGUCUGUGACUGCCUGGGUUUGUGUGCUGCCAUGGAGCCUCAGUUGGGUAAGGGGGUCUUCUGCAGGUGCUGUGGGGUCCCUCAGAGCUGGAGCUUGGCUCAUGCUCUGGGCUAUGGUGUCUCUGCUCCCUGGGAGGGCUGCAGGGAUGAGCAGGCCUGUGGCUGCUUGGCGUCUGGGGGCUUUGAGGCUGCUGGGGGUGUGAAUGUCUCAGACUGGACUUCAGUCCCAAAUGGUCCCUCUUGCAGCGGCCAAAGCUGCUGGCAUCGUCCCACGCUAUCCGGCCCACCACCCUCCAACCCUGCAGAUGGUCAAGGAGGCACUGCGGGCCCACGAUGCGAGGAAGGGUGCCUCUGUUGUUGCAAUCAAGCGUUUCAUCCUGGACAAGUACCCCACUGUGGACCCCAUCCGCCUCAAGUACCUGCUGAAGCAGGCGCUGAGCAAGGGGCUGAGCUGCGGGGACCUGGUGCGGCCCCACAACUCGUCUGCUGUGGGGGCCACCGGCACCUUCAAGUUAGCACGCAAGAAACCAGGGCACAAGCAGGAGCUGGGCCAGGCAGAUCCUGACGGGGGACAGGCCCCAAAGCCAGCACAGAAAGGGACCACCAAGGACCCCCAGGCCCCCGUGGCAGGAGCACGACCGCGAGGUGCCAGCAAGCAGCAGCCGAAGGCGAAGCCCGUGAAGGCCCAGCCACGAGCAGCAGAGAAGCCCAGGAGCAAUAGAGUGAAGCAUCCCCAAACUGCUGACCGGCCCCAGGCUCAUGGCCCGGGGCCUUCAGGGCCCCCAAAAGCUGCUGGCCACCGCCAGGCCCCCCGAAAAGGACGCUCAGGACCCAGCACAGCUCGGGCUGCUGAGAACACGGGAGGGAGCGAUAGCGACAGCUCUGGAAGUGCUGGGGUGAAGGGGCCCCAGAAGGCCCCCCGGGGAAAGAGCAAGGUGAAGGUGCCCAAGAGGGCACAGCAGGACGCCCCCAAGACACAGGGAGGUCAAGAUAAGGCGAGGAAGCCCCGGGUGACUGCAGGAGAUGGGCAGGGGAAGGCCAGGAUGAAGAAGGCAGCCCCUGUGGCAGCAGACAGAAAGGCUCCAUAGGGAGCUUGGUCCUGCUUCCGCUGGCCCCAGGACCUUGGGGUCUGUGCUGGUCUCUGUCCCUAGGACAGGUUUUAACUCUGUGUUGUCCUCACCCUAAUAAAGCUUCUUUACUUGCCUCAUGAAACGGCAUGACUGUUGUGGGUCCCUGUCCCUGCACUUCCAUCUCAGUGCCAAAAUCCCUUAGCCCUCUCCUCAGCCUGCAUGGCAUGGUGGUGAGCUGAUGCUGCAGGCAGCUGCCUUGCUCCCUGCCCUCACUUCUCUCUCUGUCCCCAUGUGUCCCCAGCUGUGGUGCCAAGGGGCUGCUGGGCUUGGGGGCUGUGUGUGUGCAGGAUGACAGUGUGCCAGGUGAUGGGCAGGGACCCCGAGACCCACGGGACACAGCAUGGUGACAUCCCCAGGAGCAGAGAAGCUCGAGCUUGGCCGGUGCUGUUGUGGAGCCAUGGUGCCCAUGGGCUGUGUGUGUCCAGCCCUCUGCUGUCCUGGCUGCCCUUGUGCUAAUGCCUGGCUGAGCUGGGAUUACAGCAGCACCAGGGAGCAGGUCUGGGUGCCAUGCCAUGGGCAAGUGUCUCCCAGCAGAGGUGAAGCAGCCCGUGCUUUAACUACAGUAAGAGAAGACAGAGGUGCCUUGGGGCUCAAAAAUCAAGUUUGGGGUGUUACUGUAGCCUCCAGUGCAGCUCAUGCUCUUAUUAUCAGUCUAUGGCACAGUUCCCACCUACAAACUUUUCUUGUGAGCUCCCGUGGAUCAGUGUAUCACACUUCCAUUUAAUAGCUUCAGUUGCCUGAAUUCCUCUUGCUCUGCCCAGAGCAGGGCCCUUCUGAAGGUCAUGCUGAUCAUGUAAAGGGUUACAGUCCUCCUGGGUGGGAGAAAAUAAGUGGAAGUAAAACUCUUUCCAAAGAGGAUUUCGUUAAUCUGCAACUGGCCUUGCCAUUGCCCUCCAAGGCUCCUGGCCUUGCUUUGGGGCUUAAGCAGGAGCUGAGCAAACUAACUUCCCUUAAACUUCAGCCUUUCUGUACUGAUCCAUCUUUAAUGGAACUGGAACUCGUGUCCCUCCAGGGACAAGGUGGGGAAUGUGGCAGCACUAAGUGAGCGGAGUUCACUGGCUUCUCAGAUGGGGGUGGCCUCACAGAGCACCACUCACGUGUGGCAGUGUCCCCAGCAGCGCCAGGCAGGGACUGUGUCCUCCCUCUCACCAGCCACCAGCUGUGACAUGCAAAGCUCUCCUGCUUUGAGAGAGGCCAAAUAAUUUAAUGGCUGGAUUUAGCUUUGCAAAGAAGCAACUUCCUAGUGGAAGAAGAAAAUCCCUCUGGUGUCUGGAAAGCACAGCUUUUACUAGUGCAGGGGAAGAUUUAGCAAUGCCGUGGUUAUUAGGGGCCCUGGGCCACAGCUGGUGUCGGGGUGCUGCAGCUGCAGACCCAAGUCCGGUGCAGGCAGGCACCUGACAGAGGAGAGGGUGCCUGGCAGCAGCUGCUCCUGUGGGUUACUGAUCUCCAGCGCUGGUCAGUUCAGGCGCUGUUGUCCUCAUGCUGGCAGUCCCCUCCCGUGCCUGGUCCAGGAAGGAACUGGGGCAUUGGCUGUGGGAGC
Messenger RNA from Pyrgilauda ruficollis (rufous-necked snowfinch), 4445 nucleotides. RefSeq names its product histone H1.8. Gene Ontology annotation, cellular component: nucleosome. Gene Ontology annotation, molecular function: DNA binding. The record is from RefSeq and is a predicted model, not a curated record. Gene Ontology annotation, biological process: nucleosome assembly. Lineage: Eukaryota; Metazoa; Chordata; Aves; Passeriformes; Passeridae. The transcript is spliced from 4 exons. Bases 1979 to 2863 code for a protein of 294 amino acids.